GACUGCAACACACGUUUAUCAUUGGCUUUAAUUUCCGUAAACAGAAACUGCGCCGUGUAGGGUUGUCUCGUUUUGCUAAUCAAAAACGUGACGUCGUGUUCGGUGGGAGGAAUUUGUGCUACGCAUUGCGAGUUCGAUGCAAUGACUUAGCACUCUUGCCGAGUGAGAGACGGCGCAUCUCCAGCAGAUCGUUUGAGAUCACCCAAAGGUCACGCAGCCAAUUGCUGAUGUGUUCGCAAACGUGUGUGUGUGGGGAUCCACCGAUCGGUGCCAGAUUAAAACACACCCGAUACGACACGAGAGGGCUCCCACUAUCAGUCGCGUUCGAGUCGUCGUCGUGAGUAGACCGAUUCUCCGAUAUUUGCGUGAAAUGAGUUCCCCAUCCCAGCGGGUCGUGACGGGAAGCAGUGUGUACGAUACAAAUGGGAAGUUUUGGUACGGUGAACGGUUACCGACGGUGUUAAAUCCGGCCGCCGGAGUUGGACGGAUUGUGCUCGAUACGUUAGCCCGCUCACCGGACAGGGUGAUUCAGAUCAACGCCGACACUGGCCGGAAGACGACAUGUGCCGAAAUGCGUCUCCGGAUCGUGCGUGUGGCGUUACAUCUCCGUCGGCUCGGUUACAAGCGAGGAGAUUUCGUGAGUUUAGCGUGUGGGAAUGGUGAGGAUGUAGUUCCGGUGUUCAUCGGUUGUUGGGUGCUUGGAAUGGCCGUGAAUCCGUUGGCACCGAUCUUCGGGCGGGAUGAUUUUGCACACAUGAUGGCCCAAACCCAAUCCCGGUUGGUGUUUUGUGAUCCAGCAAACCGGGUUCCAGUGACCGAAGCCAUCCGGAAAGCGAUCGAUGGCCCUGUGCAGCUGUUCGUGAUGGGACCGGCUGAGGAUGGAGCGCGUUCCGUCGAUGAACUGUUGGCCCCGAUCGAGGGUGAGAUGGAAUUUCAACCGGAGUACCUUGGGGAUGCGAGUAAACUCCUUGCGAUGAUUCUGUGCUCCUCGGGAACGACUGGACUUCCGAAAGGUGUUUGCUUAUCACACGCUCACUUCAUCGAUGGAAUGGUUUUCUCGACACAAGUCUCCGAUGGACCGAUCUUCAACUUUAGCUCACUGUUCUGGGCCACCGGGAUCUUCGCCGUAAUGACGUCCCUCCUGUACAGCCGGCCACGUGUGCUUACGUCUAAACCAUGCCAACCGGACCUACUGAUCGACCUGAUCGAGCGAUAUCGCAUCGAGAACCUCUUCACGCCACCCUCGUACGUGUCGGCGCUAUUGGCACAUCCUCGGUUGGCCCAAGCGGAUCUAAGCAGCGUGCGACAGUGGUCCCUCGGUGGUUCCAUGGUUCCACCCGAGCUGAUACGUCAACUCCAGCAACACCUGCCGAAUGGGCACACGCGUUCCAUCUACGGAAGUUCCGAGAUUGGGUUUAUCUCGCGCAACGAAGCAUUAGUUCGUCCCGGUUCCGUUGGACCACUCGCCACCAACGUCGAGUGUCGGAUUGUGGACGAGGAAGGCCACCUCGUUGCACCGGGUGUGCACGGAGAGCUGCUGCUGCGCCAUCGGUACAUGUUUCUGGGGUACAUCUACAACGAGGAAGCCACGGCGAAUGCUCUCACCGAGGACGGGUUCUUUCGGAGCGGUGACAUCGGAUACAUGGACACCGACGGCAGCCUGUACGUGAUCGACCGCAUCAAGGACAUCAUCAAGUACAACAACUUCCAGGUGUCACCGUCCGAUCUGGAGAGCAUCAUCCAGAAGAUCGACGGCGUUAAGCAGGUGUGCGUGAUCGGUGUCCCCUCGGCGGACGGAUCGAGCGAUCUUCCCAUGGCUGUGGUCGAACGGCGUCCUGGAUCCGGUGUUCGUGCUGAGGACAUCGUGCGACAUGUGGAUGAGCAGGUGGUGGACUUUAAGCGGCUGCGUGGAGGCGUUCGCUUUGUGGACAGCUUCCCGAUGACUCCGUCGGGCAAGAUCGUGCGGCGUACCGUUAAGAAGCUGAUUGACGAGGGGAAGUUGUGAUCGUUGAGCUGUAAUUAGCCUGUAAACACGCGUUGCUGCUAGUGUUAUGAACGUUCGAAGACAAAAGCAGCGUUCGUUUUAAUAAACUACU
Messenger RNA from Anopheles nili, 2096 nucleotides. Its product is annotated as probable 4-coumarate--CoA ligase 3. The record is from RefSeq and is a predicted model, not a curated record. NCBI's taxonomy places the organism in Eukaryota, Metazoa, Arthropoda, Insecta, Diptera, Culicidae. Gene Ontology annotation, biological process: fatty-acyl-CoA biosynthetic process; long-chain fatty acid metabolic process. Gene Ontology annotation, molecular function: long-chain fatty acid-CoA ligase activity. Bases 371 to 2005 code for a protein of 544 amino acids. The transcript is spliced from 3 exons.